AUGCCUGCGGCAAGUUCGUCUUCAAACAAAAAACCACCGUCAAUGCGGGCGUUGACGGCAAGGUUGAAGGAAAUACAACUAUCCUUCAGCGAUAUUUGGCGGUUUGUACAAUCUUUCAAGGAGUCUAACACGGUUACUGAUAUCGAAGUACGCCUUGGUAAGUUGGAAGAAUUGUGGGAAAGCUUCAGUGAUACCUUUGUUGAAAUCCUAUCCCACGAUGACUACAACGCCGAAGGGUCGGCGUACGAGAAGGAGCGAAUGGAAUUCAGUGACAACUAUUACGAGGUCAAGACCUUCUUAAUGGACAAGGUCAAGGAGCUUCAGGAACCCCAGGUUUUGGAGCAGUCUCUUCGAGCAGGUGAUGGUUUGCCGCAUGGGACCUCAGACCACGUCCGCCUUCCACAAAUUAAACUUCAAACAUUCAAUGGUGACGUGGACGAAUGGUUGAGCUUCCGGGACUUGUUCACUUCGCUUAUACACUGGAAGGUGGACCUACCAGAGGUGGAGAAGUUCCACUAUUUGAAGGGGUGUCUUCAAGGGGAGCCUAAAAGCUUGAUCGACCCACUCCAAAUCACCAAAGCCAAUUAUCAGGUGGCAUGGGAAAUGCUGUUGAGGCGAUACAACAACAGCAAGCAAUUGAAGAAGCGGCAGGUGCAGUCGCUCUUUAAUCUACCUACACUCUCCAAGGAAUCAGUCACAGAUCUUCACGUUCUCGUUGAAGGCUUCGAAAGAAUCGUGCAGACUCUCGAUCAGGUGAUUCAACCGGCGGAUUAUAAGGACUUGCUGUUGGUCAACAUUCUCACUGCUAGACUGGAUCCGGUCACUCGACGGGGGUGGGAAGAGGUCUCCGCUUCAAGGGAGAAUGAUACGCUGGUAGAUUUGUCGGAUUUUCUGCGGCGUAGAAUCCAGGUUUUGGAUUGCUUACCGUCAAGAGCGGUUGACACUAGGGGUGUUCAACAGGCAGCGCAACAACUGAAGCCGAAACAGCAACCAGUGAGGACCAGCUAUAGUUCGACCCAAGCGUCUGGGGGGCACUGUGUAUCCUGUUCAGCGGAUCACCUAUUGUACCAGUGUAGCGCUUUUCAAAAGAUGGCCGUAACGGACAGAGAUGCACUGUUGAAGGUUCAUGCGCUCUGUCGGAAUUGCUUCAGGGCAGGACACCAGGCAAGGGAUUGCCAAUCUAAAUUCUCUUGUCGAAAUUGUAAGGGUCGUCACCACACACUGGUCUGCUUUAAGUCGGAGAGAAAUAAGGAUUCUAAGGUUACAGCAGCUGCUGCGAGCAGUAAACCACCAAUUUCCAAGGAACCAACAACCUCUACUUCAACCCAAGUGGCUAAUGUGGCUGCAACUGAUGUCCUGGUGUCUGGUGCGACUCACCAGUAUUCUUCUAAGGUGUUACUGGCUACAGCAGUUGUUUUGAUUGAGGACGAGGAAGGUAAUCGACUUCCCGCUCGGGCCCUUCUGGAUUCGGGCUCGGAAAGCAACUUCAUUACGGAGCGGUUAAGUCAACGGUUAAAGAUAUUUCGUGAUCGCGUGGAUAUAUCAGUCCUCGGAAUUGGACAAACUGGAACCAAGGUUAAGCACAGGUUACGUGCGGUGAUCCGGUCACGUAUAUCUUCAUUUUCUCGAGAGUUGGGUUUAUUAGUUCUACCCAAGGCUACGGUCAACCUUCCAACCUCUACUCUCAACACGGAUAGAUGGAUAAUACCGGAUGGGAUUCAACUUGCAGAUCCUGCAUUUUUCGAGUCUAGCGCAGUGGACCUCGUGCUCGGCAUCGAAUCCUUCUUCGACCUUUUUGAAACCGGUCGAAGAAUUUCCAUUGGGGAAGGCCUACCGACUCUCAACGAGUCCGUGUUCGGAUGGGUUAUAUGCGGCGGCGUUUCGGUUUCAACCCAAGCCCUACACAUUAAUUGCAACGUAUCUACAUUGGAUGGGCUUGAUGAGUUGAUGUAUCGCUUUUGGUCUUGUGAGGAGGUAGAGUCUGGUAAGGCUCACUCACUGGAGGAGAAACGCUGCGAGGAGCUUUUUCUACGUACGGUUCAAAGAAAUCCAGACGGUCGGUACACCGUCGCUUUACCCAAGAAUGAAGACGUACUUUCACGGUUGGGCGAGUCAAGGGACAUCGCAAUCCGACGGCUUCAGGGAACAGAACGUAGGCUGGCAAGAGACUCAUCACUACGGGAUCAGUACGCUGCCUUCAUGGAGGAAUACCUAGCGCUGGGGCACAUGAGUAAGGUCGACAAUGUUUCUGCAGGAUCAGUCAAACGGUGCUAUCUACCGCACCACCCGGUGGUCAAGGAAUCGAGCACUACCACCAAGGUUCGCGUGGUCUUCGAUGCUUCUUGUAAGACCUCUUCGGGAGUAUCGCUCAACGAUGUGUUGCUGGUUGGGCCAGUGAUACAGGAGGAUCUACGAUCAAUAAUCUUACGAAGUCGGACCAAACAGAUCAUGCUCGUGUCCGACGUGGAGAAAAUGUUCCGGCAGAUCAACGUAAGCCCACAAGAUCGACCAUUGCAGUGUAUUCUUUGGCGUGCCACGCUAACAGAUAAAAUUGAUAUUUACGAGGUGAAUACAGUUACGAAUGGUACCAAAUCAGCACCGUUUUUGGAUACCAGGACGAUUCAACAGCUGGCUUUGGAUGAGGAGAACCACUUUCCACUUGCUGCAAGGGCGCUCAUCGACGACACGUAUAUGUACGAUGUGAUCACGGGCGCAGAUGAGGUCGAUACAGCACUGAAGCUACAAACGCAGCUGGACACGAUGAUGUCAAGGGGAAAAUUUCGAUUACAAAAGUGUUCAAACUGUUCUUCAGUGCUAGAAGGUAUGUCCGAGGAUGAGCUAGCAAUUCGGACUUCGGAUGGAAUCGAGUUGGACCCAGACCCAACACUUAAACCCUUGGGAUUGACAUGGAUGCCAAUCACGGAUACGUGGAAGUUCCAAUCCACGAUUCCCACCGUGCACACUACAACAUCGCCAACUAAACGCUAUGUGUUGUCCGUGAUUACCACUCUAUUUGACCCUUUGGGGCUUUUGGGAGCUGCUAUUACUUCGGCAAUGAUUUCUAUGCAGCUACUGAGGACGUUACGAAACGAAACCAAUAACAGGGUAGGUUGGGACCAAACACUACCUCCAACGGUGGGUGAGUCCUGGAAAAGAUACCACGAACAAUUUUUGCUUUUCAACCAACUCCGGAUUGAUCGCUACCUGGUCAUGCUGGAACCCUUGAAGAUCGAGAUUCACUACUGCUCGGAUGCCUCGGAGAAGACUUACGACGGUCGCCUGUACACGAGGAGUCAGAAUGCAAAGGGGGAGUUCAGAGUCCGACGGCUAUUCAACAUAGCAAAGGUGGCUUCUCUGAGGUCUCAGAUCAAAUCUAGAAUGAAACUUUGCGACGCACGUCCAGUGGUUCAGCUCUUGGGGAGGGCUGCUUCAUCAACGUUGAUCACAUUAGUCGUAAAUCUGACAGUGGCAAACAAUACAAUUAGGGAGGGCUGCAAGUGGGGACACGCCCCAGGUCUUAUACCUAGAAUAAUUCGUUUGGAAAAUAACAUCUGGCUGCAAUGUCCGUCCUGGAUGACGAGGAGACAAAAUGGAUUGCCUACAAACCCAGAUUCCCGACCGAUUAGCGAGGGAGAGGAAGCGAAACUUUACAUGCACGAACGACAGCGAGUAAAACCACAUAUGGGGAUAUGUGUGGUGAUUGCCAUCGCAGGUAGCAGCGCGAGAUGUACCAGAGACGAUUUCGACGAUCACCACCAGCAACACAUCGACAGAAACCAACAACCGUGCGUGUGA
Molecule: messenger RNA, 3795 nt
Organism: Topomyia yanbarensis
Lineage: Eukaryota; Metazoa; Arthropoda; Insecta; Diptera; Culicidae
Exons: 2
Coding region: 1-3795 (1264 amino acids)
Molecular function (GO): zinc ion binding; nucleic acid binding
Source: RefSeq, a predicted model, not a curated record